CGCAAAUUGAGACGUCACUUCCGGAGCCGUGGUGCACGAGCCGGUGCUGUAAGUGAGGGCAGAUCUCGUUCGGACGCAUCAUGUCCUCCCUGCUGAAAGUGGAUCAGGAGCUGAAGAAGAAGGUUGAUUGUUUCCGAGAGAGGAUAACAAAUGAGGCUGAAGACCUGGUUGCAAUUUUUUUCCCAAAAAAGUUACUGGAACUGGAUGGAUUUCUUAAGGAACCUAUGCUAAAUGUUCAAGACCUUUCCCAAAUCCAUUGCGAAAUUAAUUUGCCAGUUCCAGAUCCCAUUCUUCUGUCCAACAGUCAUGAUGGAAUUGAUACUCCAACUCUUAAGAAGAGAAAACUGGAAGAUGGAGAAGACUGUUCAGGGACUAAAAUUUUUGCCAUGCCUAAUGGAAUGCUGAAGAGUAACGCCCCCCUUGUUGAGAUCAUUGAAAGAGUAAAACCUGAGAUAAGGCUACUCAUAGAGAAAUGUAACACGGUAAAAAUGUGGGUUCAACUCUUAAUUCCAAGGAUAGAAGAUGGAAACAAUUUUGGCGUUUCAAUCCAGGAAGAGACUGUGGCAGAGUUGCGGACAGUAGAGAGUGAAGCGGCUUCUUACCUAGAUCAGAUUUCCAGAUAUUACAUUACCCGGGCAAAACUUGUUUCUAAAAUAGCAAAGUAUCCUCAUGUGGAAGAUUAUCGACGUACGGUGACAGAAAUAGACGAAAAGGAAUAUAUUAGUUUACGACUAAUUAUAUCAGAACUGAGGAACCAAUAUGUGACAUUGCACGACAUGAUCCUCAAAAACAUUGAGAAAAUCAAGAGGCCCAGAAACAGCAAUGCUGAAACUCUCUACUAACCAGCGCGUCCUCAUAAUCCCCUCUCAAAUUUUUAGUUCUAUAUUAUUAUUUUUUUUCUUCUUUGAACAUAAAAGGAGUAAAGACCAUCAUUGCCUUGUUUGAACUUCUGACAUCCGUACCACCAAGAAGGGAAAGAGACUGGCCUGGAAAUCAGUGUGCAGGUUUUUAAUCGUAUUAAACUGCUCCCCC
This is a messenger RNA of Bufo bufo (common toad), 1032 nucleotides long. RefSeq names its product proteasome activator subunit 3 (gene PSME3). The coding region runs from base 81 to 842 and encodes 253 amino acids. Gene Ontology annotation, biological process: regulation of proteasomal protein catabolic process; regulation of G1/S transition of mitotic cell cycle; positive regulation of endopeptidase activity. NCBI's taxonomy places the organism in Eukaryota, Metazoa, Chordata, Amphibia, Anura, Bufonidae. The record is from RefSeq and is a predicted model, not a curated record. Gene Ontology annotation, cellular component: cytoplasm; nucleoplasm; proteasome activator complex. The transcript is spliced from 11 exons. Gene Ontology annotation, molecular function: endopeptidase activator activity.